Mauremys mutica (yellowpond turtle) is the source of this 1541-nucleotide messenger RNA. Its product is annotated as protein POF1B-like. Bases 66 to 1541 code for a protein of 491 amino acids. The record is from RefSeq and is a predicted model, not a curated record. NCBI's taxonomy places the organism in Eukaryota, Metazoa, Chordata, Testudines, Geoemydidae. Gene Ontology annotation, molecular function: actin filament binding. The transcript is spliced from 2 exons. Gene Ontology annotation, cellular component: actin filament; bicellular tight junction; adherens junction. Gene Ontology annotation, biological process: bicellular tight junction assembly; actin filament organization; epithelial cell morphogenesis.
CCAGCUGCCGCUCCCGCUCCGCCGUGCCCAGCUCCCCGGCUCGGGGUGGGCGCCCCGCGGGCAGCAUGUACGGCGGCCAGCAGCAGGUGCAGCCCCAGGCGCUGCCCCCGCACCUGCAGCAGCACCGGCCCCAGCCCUGCUACCACACGCUGCCUCUGCCGCACCACCGGCCCCGGCCGUGCCCUGAGCCGCUGCCGUGCUACGAGCCGCCUCCCUUGCAGAGCCGGCCCCGGCCGUGCCACCAGCCCCUGCAGAGCCGGCCCCAGCCGUGCCCCGAGCCGCUGCCAUGCUACGAGCCGCCUCCCCUACAGAGCCGGCCCCGGCCGUGCCCCGAGCCGCUGCCGUGCCCCGACCCGCCGCCCUUGCAAAGCCGGCCCCGGCCGUGCCCCGAGCCGCUGCCGAGCUGGCCCCAGCAGUGCCCGGAGCCGCCUCCCUUGCAGAGCCGGCCCCGGCCGUGCCCCGAGCCCCUGCCGAGCUGGCCCCAGCAGUGCCCGGAGCCGCUGCCCAAGCCAUGCCCCGAGCUGCGGCCCCUGCCCUGUCCGGAGCCGCUGCCCCACCAGCACCAGGACGGCAACGUGGUGUACGAGCGGGUGAGGACCUAUAGCUGCCCCGGCGGCAAGCGGGUGCAGGUGCUGGAGCCCCCUCCGUGCUCCCCCAGGCCGGUGUCCCCGCUGGAGAACGCGCCAGGCCACCAGCAUGUCAUCUGGAGCCGCGACCCGCCUCAGCAGUUACAGGAGCCAUUGUCUCCAUUUCUGAGAGGAGGAAGUUACUGCCCAGGGAACAAUGUUAUCUAUGAAAAGACAAUAAGAAAAUAUGAGUUGCUAAAUCCUGAACAGGAGAAACAAUACCAGUUUUCCCACCAGUCCAACCAAUCCCAGCUUAGCCAGCAAUCUGAACAGCCCCAAAUCAUCCACCAGUGCCGAGAAACACAAAGUUGCAGUCCCUGUGAAAUAAGCUCAAUCUCUGUGAGUGAUGGUGGAAGAGGAACGAACACCGUGCAGAGAGUAACAAUCCAAGGCUGCGAACCAGUACACAGUCUUCAAGAAACUAAUGAGCAGCUGGACUCCAGAUAUUUUGGCGAGCUACUUGCUGAAGUGAACCGCAAGAGCAAUGACCUGUACAGCUGUUUACUGCAGCAUGUGGAAAAGAUAGGAAGAAGGACACAGGACAAUGAAUCUACAAGUCAAGCAGAAGAUAUUGAAGGUUUGAUUCCCAAAGGACUAUCAGAGUUGACAAAGCAGCAAAUUCGCUAUCUCCUGCAGAUGAGAGUGACAUCCGAUAAAACUUUUACCUGGGUGGCCAGGCAAGUGGGUGGUGAUGGCUUCAUCGACAUCCUCGAGGAAGAAAUUGAGAAAUUAAUUCAGGGCCAUAGAGAAACAUUGACUAACAAAGAGUUAGAGGAACUGAUAAAAUCAUCCACUGAAGAUGAAGAUGAUGAACAGGAAGAGCCAGCAACUUGGAAUCUUCAUAAAUUUCCCGAAGUGUUCCAAGCAGUGAAACACUUAAUUUCUGAAUGUGAUCCUGUGACAUUAUUGAUAUAA